AUGUCGCUGCCAGGCAGGAUCAUUAUACCAGGUCUGAUCAACACGCAUGCCCACCUGGCUCAAUCGCUGCUUCGUGGACUUGCUGAAGACCUGCCAUUACACAGCUGGCUCUGCGAUCGUAUAUGGCCAUUGGAGGCGGCAUAUGGGGGACAAGGAGACACAGCGGACGGCUAUAUUGCUGCACGUACCACCAUUGCUGAGAUGCUUCUCAGUGGAACAACAUGUUUUCUGGAGGCUAUGCUGACGCAUGGUAGCGGAAUUGACAACGUUGUGCGAGCAGUGUCUGAGAUGGGGAUCCGAGCAUGUCUGGGCAAGCUGGUCAAAUUUGUCGAAACGAAUCCGGCACUCAAAAUAAAGGAUGCACGUGAUAAAGAUCUCUCUUCAAUGUCUAUCGAGUCUUUGCUUUCUGCGCAUGCCACCUUUCAUGGUGGCAGUAAUGAUAGGAUACACGUAUGGGCGGCAUGUGGCACUCCGCGAGGCGCUCCGCUUGCGUCUUUCGCCGAGGUAGGCCGUGCAUGUCGCGCCCACGAUAUCGGAAUCACGAUGCACUGUGCCGAAGCACCCCGGGAUUUGCCAAUCUUUCGUGAAGUCUACGAGGGGCGAACUCCGAUGCAAUUUUGCCGCGAUGCGGAGCUGGCAGGGCACAAGACGAUUCUAGCGCACAUGUGUCACCUCGACCUCGAGGCUGACAUUCCGAUAUUACAGGAGAGCAACACGACUGUGGCUCAUAAUCCGACAAGCAACCUGAAGCUUGCAUCCGGGAUCGCAAACAUUCCACGUAUGCUGGAGGCAGGCGUCAACGUGGCCUUGGGCACUGAUGGAGCGCCGUGCAACAAUUCAUAUGAUAUGCUUCGUGAAAUGCACCUGGCUUCCAUCGUCCACAAAGGGGCCAUGCUGGAUGCCACAGUUGUUGGCGCUCAGGAAGCCCUGGAAAUGGCCACAAUAUGCGGCGCAAAAGCGCUAGGCCUUGACCAAGACAUUGGUAGCAUUGAAGUGGGCAAGAAGGCUGACUUGGUCGUCUUGGAUGUUGCCAAGGUGUGGGCGGCACCUUGGGACCCAGACGCCACCUGGGGAAUGGACCCAGUCAGCUUGGUAGUGGGAUGCUGUACAGGAAGGGAUGUGACACAUGUCAUGAUCGACGGCUCCUUUAUGGUUGAGGACGGCAGUCUUUGUUCUAUAAACGAAGAUGAAAUAAUCCUCGCUGCAAGGACGGCAAUCAGAGGUAUCCAGCAGCGUAGUGGAGUUAAAGUAAACUCAGAUCUGCCUGAUGGACAUAAAACAUGA
Pestalotiopsis fici W106-1 is the source of this 1284-nucleotide messenger RNA. RefSeq lists its product as uncharacterized. The record is from RefSeq and is a predicted model, not a curated record. NCBI's taxonomy places the organism in Eukaryota, Fungi, Ascomycota, Sordariomycetes, Amphisphaeriales, Sporocadaceae. The transcript is spliced from 2 exons. Gene Ontology annotation, molecular function: hydrolase activity, acting on carbon-nitrogen (but not peptide) bonds. The coding region runs from base 1 to 1284 and encodes 427 amino acids.